Eimeria maxima is the source of this 1542-nucleotide messenger RNA. RefSeq lists its product as hypothetical. The transcript is spliced from 4 exons. The record is from RefSeq and is a predicted model, not a curated record. Bases 1 to 1542 code for a protein of 513 amino acids. NCBI's taxonomy places the organism in Eukaryota, Apicomplexa, Conoidasida, Eucoccidiorida, Eimeriidae.
AUGGGUGCUACAGCUGCUCCUGUCGAAGGCCUUUACCGUGCAGCAAGACCUCAUCUAGGACCAGCGGAAGAGAAGAGGGGUGAAAAGAGAAGGGAAAGCGGAAACGACGGUGCAGGGCGUGGAGCCAAGGUACAGAAAUUGGAGGCACCGAUUCAUCACAGCCUUCUUGGACCAUCGGUCCCCCAGCUAGACCCGGACCUCGAUUCACUUAUUGAUUCCACUUUAUCUGAAGGCGUUCCUGUGCUAGGGGAGGAUUCGUGGCUCCUUGAUGACGACAUAGCCUAUAUGACACCAUCAAGAUUGGAAAGUGAAGAUGCAACGCCUGGUGAGGAGUAUGUGGGCCAGAAGAGACAGGAUGCGCAAGCCAGCCAGAAGACUCCGGGUCUCUACACAGAUGAUUGGUUGUCGAGUGGCGAAGCGGAGGUUGUGGAGGAGGCAUUGGGCCUGAUAGAUUCCAGCAUGACACCUUCUAUAUUGUUAGGUAGUAACGGAGACAGCCUGGAAGGGACAGAAUCUCGCGAGAAAGCAUCCGCUGGCCCUUCCAAAGGCCAAAUGUAUGGGGGGGCAUCGUCCAGCUCUCAAAAAUCAAAACGUGACUCUCUCGUGGAUGCAGCCCAGAAACCAGCAGAAACACCGCCUGGAAUACCGUCGACGUCUACUGAUCCUGAGCAUGCAAGGGCAGCAGGCGUCCUCGAACCAUCUGGGCUUCGACGCUUAUUGUCACCAUCUUUUACUGGUAGCGUCCAACCCUUAACAGGGGAGGGUAGUGAAGCUUCGCUGCAGGUCAUAUCUCCGCAGGCUCAGGUUGCAACCGACAUCCUCGUUUCUUCACGUGGUUGGCUGGAAGCGAUGUUGAGGGGUGUCUCUGAACAGCUUCUCAGAACGCAUCCGUUUUACCGUCUCCCUGAGGUAGAGCCAUCGCCUGGCGGGCGACGUUUUAGCUUUCUUAACGCAGGGGCGUUUCGUUAUAAGAGGCAAAAAAUAGUCUGGGUGCUGUCGGAAUGCAGGUAUGUACUGACGAAGGAGCGGUUGACGAGCAAGGAAUUAGAAGUUCUCCUGGAAAAAACAGAGCACCUGUAUGGAUAUGCAACAGAUCCCAUGCCUGUCUACAGCAACACGAAACCUGCCGUUGAAAUUUUGGGGAGGGUAUUUAUGGUGCUUGAUACUCUAUACUGCGCCACAGAAGUACUUGGCAAUUACGCUAGGAGGGCUGAUUUGUGGCCCGCUGUAGUUCGUCACAUACAAAACGCAGGGUAUCACGGAAACUCCAAGAGACCCGUUUUGGGGAAGACGUAUUCGAGCUCCUCCGUAGUCAGUGCUCUGAGAGUUGCAUUUGACUACUACAGGAGGGGACUAAGGCCUCCGCCACGUCUUGUGGUUAGCUUGAAACUGGCAAUGCUUAUACAACCCAACACCGACGAAUUCCAGGACCGCAAGUGGGACGGCUGGAGAGCAGAUGCCUGGCAUUGGUUCACGUCUAUCAAGCCAAACGCAAAUACAAGCUUGUUGCUAACGAAACAACCACCACAUCGCCGUUUGUGA